AUGGGAAAUAAUAAGAAGUCAACAGUAAAGAAUAAUUUCAAGCAGUUUCCAAUCAAGAUGAAGAAGGGACUGAAGAGUCAACAGUCCCAACCUGAUAAUGCAUCUCCAUCUAAAAGUGCUUCACUUGCUUCAAAGUGCCGAACACCGAGAAAAAACAAGUCUGCAGAACCAACUGAUGCAAAUACUUGUCAGAGGCGAUCAUCACCAAGGUUCAAAGAGGCUGCAGAACCAAGUAAUCCUAAAAGUACUACACAAACUCCGUCAAGUCCACAACCUGAAACUAACCAACCAACUCCAUACACUCGAAAGAAAGUAGUUUCUAAGACGAAGAAUGUGCUGACACCUACAAAGUCCAAAGAAGGGAACAAGACAGUAAAGCGGAAAUUGGACACAAGCACUGAUCCAUGUCCAAAUAUUCAACUCAGGAAUCCAAAUGACACUUUUUCUGAUUUUGAAGAGGAAGAAGAUGAUGAAAUUUUACAGCACAACAAAGACGUGCAAGAGGAAGAGUUUGAUGUUGAUUCUGAUGAAGGAAAAGAUAAUUAUGAUGGUGAUGAGACUGGUGUGGAAAAGGAAUUGGAUAAUGAUGAUAAUGGUAGUGAUGAUAAGCCAGAAGAUGAGGUUGUGGAACCAAGAAAGAGAAGAAAGUUUGUUCCACGUGGACCAACACAGAUGCAUGCAAUGAGGUUAGAUAACACAGAUCCGAAAGCCAAAGUUCCCUUCCACUUUAAAGAACAACCAAUUGGUGAUCCAUAUGUGUAG
This is a messenger RNA of Papaver somniferum (opium poppy), 762 nucleotides long. Its product is annotated as swi5-dependent recombination DNA repair protein 1 homolog. NCBI's taxonomy places the organism in Eukaryota, Viridiplantae, Streptophyta, Magnoliopsida, Ranunculales, Papaveraceae. The record is from RefSeq and is a predicted model, not a curated record. The transcript is spliced from 3 exons. The coding region runs from base 1 to 762 and encodes 253 amino acids.